ACGAACAAUAAAGCUAACAGCGGAAACGGCCAUAGUAACACCAGAAAUGCGCUCAUAAUAAGACGAUUUAUAUUUGUGCUCCUCCGGGCAGGACCUAGUAUUAAAACAAACCACCGAGACGAUGGCUUCCGAAGUUUUCUCGUACGAGAGCCUCGUUCAUGCUGUAGCGGGAGCCGUGGGAAGUGUGGCUUCAAUGACACUAUUUUUCCCCCUUGAUACUACCAGGCUGCGACUUCAGGUGGAUGAAAACAGGAAAGCCAAAUCAACUCUAGCUAUUCUGAAAGACAUAGUCAGAGAAGAAGGCUUGCUAGCCCCCUAUAGAGGCUGGUUCCCUGUCAUCUGCAGCCUGUGUUGCUCCAACUUUGUCUACUUCUACUGCUAUCACUGCCUCAAAGCAAGCCUGCUGAAGGGAAGGCCUUCAACGUCCAGCACUGACCUGAUCACAGGCAUCGCUGCAGGCGUAGUAAAUGUACUGGUCACUACCCCACUGUGGGUGGUGAAUACCAGGCUCAAGCUUCAGGGUUCCAAGUUUCGCAACACAGACAUAAGACCCACCAACUACUCUGGGAUUCUGGAUGCAUUUGCACAAAUCAUCCAAGAGGAAGGCGUUGGAGCACUGUGGAAUGGCACCUUCCCUUCUUUGCUGCUUGUGUUGAACCCCGCCAUCCAAUUCAUGAUUUAUGAAACUCUGAAGAGGUGGCUCAGAAGAGAGGUUUCCAGGGAGCUUUUAUCCCUGGAGGUUUUUGUAAUCGGGGCUAUUGCCAAAGCUGUUUCCACUACUGUAACAUAUCCACUUCAAACUGUACAGUCCAUUCUGAGGUUUGGUCAGUGCAGAACACCCACAGAAAAAUCCAAACUAUUGUCCAGUUUGAGGACCAUCAAGACUCUUUUGGUCAAUAAAGCAAGGAAGCAUGGCAUUCUGGGCAUAUUUAAAGGCUUGGAAGCCAAACUUCUGCAGACCGUGUUGACUGCUGCUCUCAUGUUUCUUCUCUACGAGAAAAUCGUCAGCUUCACCUUCAGAGUCAUGGGACUCGGCAACAGCCAUCUCAAGAAACGCUAGUCGUCGGGACACCCAGUAAUCCUGGACACUCGACCACUUAAGGAAAACUGUGAUGAAUGUUUUAAAUCUACUUAAAAUUCCUGUGAUCGAAAUUCAAAUCCUGUGGUCCUAAUAGUAAAAAAAACUGUUGUUUUUUUUAAGUGAGUUUGUUCUUUAAUGCUUGAGUUGAUUUGUAAUUUUUUAACAAAAAGGUGAAAAAAACAUGAUUACACAAAAAAUGUUGAAUACUUUCUUCUUUUUAUACCUGUUGCAGCAUCAGUGAUCUUCUUACAGGCCUUUAUCGUACACGUGCUAUCAUUAGUUGCUUAAAACUUAUAAAAACACUUUCCUGUCUUAGUUUAUCUUAAAUUUAAAGGAAAUUGCUGUGUUAGCUACUGACUAACCCAGCAAACAUUGAUUUGAGCAUAAAAUUUACCAACAUGGGGGAUGAGAUGGUGUUUUGUUACAAUAAAGCAUAAGUAAAAUAAAUUAUUUAGUCACAAAUGUUCAAAUAUUGAAUAUUAAAAGUGUUCCAAUAAAGAUUAAAAGCAAUGAAA
This is a messenger RNA of Oryzias latipes (Japanese medaka), 1596 nucleotides long. RefSeq names its product solute carrier family 25 member 17 (gene slc25a17). Gene Ontology annotation, molecular function: coenzyme A transmembrane transporter activity; FMN transmembrane transporter activity; AMP transmembrane transporter activity. Gene Ontology annotation, biological process: transmembrane transport. NCBI's taxonomy places the organism in Eukaryota, Metazoa, Chordata, Actinopteri, Beloniformes, Adrianichthyidae. Gene Ontology annotation, cellular component: peroxisomal membrane. The record is from RefSeq and is a predicted model, not a curated record.